CUUGUUGGCCAGUAAUUGUCACACCAUAUAACCUACCUCCUGAGCUAUGCAUGAUGAUGCCUUAUAUGUACUUGACCUUGAUCAUUACAGGUCCAGACAAUCCAAAAGGUAAAAUUGAUGUGUAUUUGCAACCGUUGAUAGACGAAUUGCAACAAUUGUGGAGUGAUGGUGUAGUAACAUAUGAUUCAUCAAAAAAGCAAAAUUUUCGAUUGAGAGCUGCACUAUUGUGGACAAUAAAUGAUUUUCCUGCCUAUGGGAUGUUGUCAGGAUGGAGUACUGCAGGGAUAUUUGCUAGUCCAGUAUGCAAGGGAAGUUUAAAAGCUUUCUCAUUAAAAUAAGGAAGAAAGAGAUCUUGGUUUGAUUGCCACCGUCGAUUUUUACCUCAUGAUCACGCUUUUAGAAGAAAUAAGGUUGCGUUUUACAAAAAUAGAAUUGAGACAAGGGUGCCUCCUCCAAGGUUAAGUGGCGAACAAGUGUGGAAAAAGGUUUGUGGUCUUCCUAAGGUAACUAACACGCGAAAUUGCAUUGUCGCUGGCCGUGGAAUUUCACACAAUUGGACCAAAAGAAGCAUAUUUUGGGAUUUGCCUUAUUGGAGACACAACUUAUUGAGGCACAAUCUUGAUGUUAUGCAUAUAGAGAAGAAUGUAUUUGAAAAUGUUUUUCAUACUGUUAUGGACAACAAAGAGAAAACUAAGGACAACGAAAAUGCAAGGUUGGACUUGGAAAAAUAUUGUCAUAGAAAAGAGUUGUUGUUGAAAAAAAAGCCUAAUGGGAACUAUAUGAAACCCAAAGCCAAAUAUUGUUUGACGAAUGAACAAAAAAUUGAUGUGUGCGAAUGGGUGAAAGGAUUGAAGAUGCCUGACGGUUAUGCUUCCAAUUUGAGUAGAUGUGUAGAUUCAAAGCAAAAAAAGCUCUUUGGUAUGAAAAGCCAUGAUUGCCAUAUUUUUAUGGAAUGUUUACUUCCCAUAGCUUUUAGUGCUCUCCCCGAGCCAAUAUGGAAGACCUUAACUGAGCUUAGUCAAUUUUUUAGAGACUUGUGUUCAACCGUGUUAAGAGAAGAUCACUUAUUACAAAUGGAAAAAAACAUUCCAUUGAUAUUAUGUAAGAUGGAGCGUAUAUUUCCACCUGCAUUGUUUGACUCUAUGGAGCACUUGCCAAUUCAUUUAGCUGAUGAAGCUAAGAUUGGAGGACCGGUUCAAUAUCGUUGGAUGUAUCCGUUUGAAAGAUUUUUAAACAAAAUUAAAAAAACAGUCAAAAACAAAAGAAAUGUGGAAGGGUGUAUUUGUGAAGCAUAUUUGGUGCAAGAGACAUCCUAUUUCAGUUCCCAUUAUUUUCUAUCUCAUGAGGAAAACAAGGGGAUUCAUCAAGACCAUAUUCAACCAACUUUGUCUAUCUUUGAACAUUUAAAUUGCCAAACAGCAGGAAAAUACUGUGAAAGAUGGCUCGAGGAUAGAGAAAUGGCAGCUGCCCAACUACACGUUCUCUUAAAUUGCAAAGAGGUUAAGCCCAUUAUUGAUAUGUAUGUCCAAAGUUUGAAAAGCAUGUACGGGGAUCUCAAUGACGAUAUUAUUGAUAAACAACUAGAAGCUGACUUUCCGCGGUGGUUUCAAGAAUACGUAACGAUGAAUCACAAACUUAGGAGAGAAAAUUCUGACUUGUAUGAUUUGGCAAGGGGGCCUUUGAGACUAGCGAAAUCUUGGCCUAUUUAUUUUUCAAAUGGAUACAAAUUCCACACAACUAAUUGGGGUGAAGGAAAAACAACAUAUAACAGCGGGGUGUGUGUUAGUGGAAUAGGACAAGACGAAGCCUCAAAUGACUAUUAUGGCGUUAUUACAGAGAUUCUAGAAUUUGAAUGGCCAAGUCAGAUAACAAAAAAGUUGGUUUUACUUUACUGUGAUUGGAUUGACCCUUCAAGACAUGGGAUGCGAAUACAUCGUCAAUAUAAGAUUGUAGAAGUUCAUAAGGGGAGAAAAUAUAGUAAAUUUGAUCCUUUUAUUUUCCCAAAAGCUGCAACUCAAGUUUAUUAUUCACCUUAUCCGAGGCACCAAAGAGAUAAGGUUGAUUGGUUGGUAGCUAUAAAGAUAAAGCCAAGAGGGGUUGUUGAUGAUAGACAUACAUUAGAGGUUGCUUUUCAAGUGCAAGAGUCACAAUUUAAUGCAACAAUUGAAGAUGACCCAAUUGAUCACCUACAAGAUGAUGAAGUUGAUGGUGAAGAGCCGGAACUUACUGCAGUAUCCAGUGGAGAAUCUGUUCCAUCCAGAAUACCUUCAUCAGCUAGCACUACAACUGGAUCAGUUGGCUUGAAUUUUUCAAUUGGAGGCCCUGUUUUGCAUUCCUUUGAAUUGUCUCAAACUAUGCCGCCAAAAAAGUCCAAGAAGAAGAAUAUAUCAACUCAACAUGAAGUCACACAACCUCAAUUCACUCAACCCCAACCCAAUCAAUCCCAACCUAUUUCAUAUCUUAUUCAACCCCAACCCACUCCACUUCAACCUAUUCCAUAUCUUAUUCAACCUCAAUCUCACACUCAACCUUCUCACACUCAACCUAUUCCAUAUCUUAUUCAACCUUAA
Molecule: messenger RNA, 2570 nt
Organism: Vicia villosa (hairy vetch)
Lineage: Eukaryota; Viridiplantae; Streptophyta; Magnoliopsida; Fabales; Fabaceae
Exons: 5
Coding region: 627-2570 (647 amino acids)
Source: RefSeq, a predicted model, not a curated record